UUCAUGUUGUCGGGUUUGUUUUUUUUUUUUUUUGUCGGGUUUUGAAAGGAGAAAGUUUCCGACUCGGCUAAAGCUGGGCUCUGCUUUAUGCACUCAAACUGUUCGAGAAACUAUCCCAGAGAAACAAGCCCCUAAAAGAUGAUACCAAAACCGCUACGCACACUGGUCUCUGGAACUGCGAUUUUUUUGGGCGGUCUAGUCGCUCUCAAUAUCACUUCCUCUAUCGCUAUCGGCGCUUUUCGCCACGCCAGUGAGCUCAAACUAAGAAAAAACGCAUCGCCUUGUGGGGUUUGCAGAGGAAAAGGGUUUUAUAUAUGCAAGUUGUGCAAAGGCAAUGCUACUAUAAAGUGGUCACCUUUAUAUGAUCCCAUUGCUUUCAACCCUUGCCUUUGUCCUACCUGUGAUGGUCACAGGGUUCAGCGCUGUCUAAAUUGCCUUGGGAAGGGAUACAGUUGACUUUUGGAAAUACCAGUAGAGAAAAGAACAUGUGAAGAGUCCUGCUUAUCUAGUGUGCAAGGUUAUGUCUCCCGGAAAAGCACAUGACUGUACAAAGGCAGCAUUCAGGAGGAUGACUAUGAGUUUGAAGUACUUCCAUUCAAGACCACUGAUAUUAUGGUCCAGCACACUGCAGUCAAUUUGAUAUCUUAGAUCAUAUUAAAUGUGGUAUAUGUUGUCAAACCAACUUCUAAGGUCAUUUUAAAUGUAGUAAAUGUCAUCAAACGGAGUUCUAGUCAUGGAAAACGAUUUUGAAGGAUUGGCAAAGUGGUUCUGCUUCUCCUGUCUCUCCUGCUACCAUGCAGAUGAGUAUUGUUUUUUUUUCCCUUUAUUUUUCUUCCUGGAUUGCAAUGGAAUGAGUGUGCUACUCUGACCUGCUAUGCGUAUCUUCUUUACAUCAUUUAUAAAUCAUGCUUGGACAAUAACAUGUCCAAGCAAUCGCCUCA
Molecule: messenger RNA, 941 nt
Organism: Ricinus communis (castor bean)
Lineage: Eukaryota; Viridiplantae; Streptophyta; Magnoliopsida; Malpighiales; Euphorbiaceae
Product: protein BUNDLE SHEATH DEFECTIVE 2, chloroplastic
Exons: 4
Coding region: 139-456 (105 amino acids)
Source: RefSeq, a predicted model, not a curated record